AUGGUCAUAAGGAGAAGAAAGCUGGGAGGAAAUUGGAUGCAAAAGCGGCCCCGGCCAGCCGUCGGUCCCGUGGUGUAGCGGUUAGCACUCAGGACUCUGAAUCCUGCGACGGGAGUUCAGAUCUCCCCGGGACCUUUCUCCCUUUUGCUAUUUUUCUUUUCAUUUUGUGAGCUCCGGACGGCAAUUUGAAGCAAUAUCUCUUACAUUUUUCUGAUAUUAUCGCUGAUUUUUGUCAUUUUUUGCUUUUCAGUGACAUUCGCUCCCUGCAAACACUGAACAUCGCGUCAACCUUGGCCCAACUUUGCCUAAUCUGCUACGAUAUUUCAAUUUAUACACAUUUAAUCAUAUCCUUUAACAGGUGAGCAUUGUGAUAAAGUCAGGUAAAAUUUUAAUUUUUAAGGUUCAUUUCCUUGUAUUUUCCCACAAGUUAUACGACCAUCUUCACUGAUCGAUUCACUACUUUUCUUGUCGUUGGAAUUGUUGGAAUUUCGUUUGGAUUUUCCUGGUUCUUAAUAAUUGGUGAGUGUUUCAAGAAAAUAGGGUUUCGAAUGAAAAAUGGCCGCAAUUAGCUAUUGAAAGUUAUAAAAAUUUUGAAACUUGGAUGGAAAGGAACAGAGUUAGGAACAUGACCUAAGAUGACAGGGGAAUGAAAUCUGAACGGAUUUUUGAAGAUCUUCCAGUUUAAAGUAAAUAUAUCCAUAAUAUUUUCAAGAAUUUUCACGAAAAAUUAACGGAAGAGGGUAUAUUACGGGUUGGUUGAAAAAUUUUUUUUCUGAAAAAAAAGACAAAAUGAUUGAAUUCAUAUAUGACCUUAGAAAAUAGGUUGAAAAAAAAAAAUCCUACACGAUUAUUCAAGGUUCUCGAUUGGAUAAUGAAUUGAUAUGAGAAAAAUUAAGAAAAUAUCCAAAAAUAGCUUGAAAAUGAAAACUUUAAUGGAAAUGGUGCCGAAUGAUCAAGUUUUUUAGAUCUUCACAAAUAACUGGAAAAUAAACUUUUUCUGGAUUAUUUUGUGAAGCUUUCCAGUUGAAAAAUGGAAGGACAUGAGGAAACAAAUAGGAGAUUUAGAAAGGGGCUUAGAAUCGAACUUUUAUGGGUUUUUUGAAGUUUGCCAGUUGAAAAAUGGGUGGAACAGGAGAAAGUUAUGCAUUUUUUGGAAGAAAAAGUUGGUUUUUGACUUUUUUUUUAGAAUCAGUUCGAAAAAGGAAUUGAGCAAUUUAUGGAUUGCUUGGGAAAAAAAAAUUUUUUUUGAACUUUUUUCUGAUGGCUUUUUGGAAUAACUUAGCGGAAACAUCAAUUUUUUUAAAAAUGUUUCUUUUUUUGAAAUUUUUUUCGAAGAUGUUUGAAUGUGUAAAGAAAAAAAUAUUUCUUAGAAAAAAAUACAAUUUUUCUCACGGUAAGAGAAAAAAAAUAACCGAAUUUUUGAAGAAUUUUUUUGGACCAAUAAUUGGACUCCCCCGCCCCCCUUCAAAGAUUUUCAAAGACCUUAUUUUUUUCUCUCUCAAUUUUUCAAAGUUUUUUUCUUUUUUUCAGAGCUUCUCUAUAAUAUAUGAAAGUAUCCAAAAUUACUACUCAUUCAAAAGUCCUCUGAAAUUUCCAAAUUUUUUUGAAUUUAUUGAUUUUGCAUCUAAACUUCUACUAUUCAAAGAAAAACGAAAAAAAAACGUCUCUAAAACUAAAAUAGAAAAAAACCUAUUUCCAGUGGAUUGCCGGAUGGGAUUCUCGCGAGAACGUUGGAUGUUGGACUACGUUAGUCCGCCUUGCGAAAUGAUCAACGUCUACUAUGCCGAAUUCUUCCGGUAAUCACCUGAUUUAUUUGCUUUUUUAGUUUUUUCUGUUAUCAUUAGAAAGAAGAGGUCAUGAGAAUUCUGAUUAUACCAAAAAUUAAUCGGAAAAGGCUGAAAAUCCAUUAAAACCAACGGGGGAACGAUGAAAAUACAACCAGAAACUAUAAAAAGACGAAAUUUUUCCUCUAUUUUUGAGUCCAUUUUUUCUGACUUUUAAAAAUCUGAUUUUUCUGACUUUUCUGAAUUUUCUGACCUCAAAAAAUCUAUAAGUAGUUUCUAUACACUAUGAAAAAGCUCUUUUCAAGCUCUACCAUGAGAAAAUAAGUAUUCAAAUAUUCAAAUAUUCAAAGUUUUAAAAUAAGAUGAACUAUUUUAGGGGCCUCAUAAUCAUCUCGGUUUUCGCCUUUAUCAAUUGCUGUACUUUUGUCCGUAUGCAUAUCCACAACAGGAAAAAGCAGGUAAUUUUUCGCUUUAUUUUUCAACUAAACAAGCAAAAAUUUAGGCGGCAAGCGCGUUUGAAACAACCCAACAGGUUAAGAGGAGAGCUGUGGAGACGGCUUUUGUGCAGCAGGUUAGAAAGGAAAAUGAAAAAAUAAUCGUAAUUUUCAAAAGGUUUUUGAGCGAAAAUUUGGUCUAAACGACAUUGAGCGAGAUGAUAGGUUGUUGAGAAGCUUUAUCGUUUUUUUAUAACUAAAUUUGAUUAAAGUUUAGAAUUUUGAAAGGCACAGAAGGUCUGAAUUUCGCUUGAAUAUUAUUAAAAAGAUUCAAGACUCGAAGCUUCAGAGUACUAUGAAUGGUAAGCUUUGAAAAUAAGAAGAAAAAGGUUGGGAUCUACCCUUCCAUUUAUUUUCGACAUGUCCUAUAGCUUCAAACUCUCAUUUAGUUCGAAAGAAUCGAGCUUAUUCUGCUCCAAUAAGCAUUUAUUUUCCCAGGUCACCAUGCAAGGACUUCUGUACGUGAUGGAACUCGUCACCUACUUCUACAUCGCCUUAUCUUUCCCGGUACCCCUGGAAACCGAAAAACUCGCCUUAUCGCCCAAUCGAUGGCCCAACUUUCUGCUCACAACCUACGCCUGGAUCUUGGUCCACACUUUGGACGGGUUGGUUUGGAAAAUUUGUAUACUAGAGGCCAUUUGUCUGUUAAUGAUUAAGAAUUUAUUUCGGUUCAAACUAAAAAAAAAUAAGGUUUGCAGAAAUAAGGAGAAACGAAUAAGAUGAAUAAUUAAGCAUAGAAGGCUCUUGAAAGGUCCAAGCGACCAAUUCAUGGAUGCUUUGAAAAAUUUGGGGUUCAGUGAAACGGAUUGGAUUUGAAGGGAUUUUUGGAAUUCGAAAAAUGCGAUUUUUCAAAGAGAUGAUACAGUUCAAGAAGCUAAUAAUUCAUUAUAAAGAUCUAAAAAGGAAUAACUAAAUAGUAAAUUAACAAAAAAGAGCUUGAUUUUGACAAAAAUGUUUCUUUAAAAAUUGAAAUUCAAGGACCCUAGAACAUUUCAUUUGAAAGCCCUUGAAAUGAGGAUCCUGGAAGUACCGGUUUAAUAAACAUAGCUCAAUUUUAAAGAGAGUUAUGAAUUUUUGAAAAAAAGUUUAUUCAAAAACGGGAUUUAGGAUCGGUUUCUUCAACUUCAUGUAAACUUGUUCAUACCCAUCCUCAUGAAAAUUAUUUUACACCAAUAAAAUCUUGGUUUUUAAUAUCUUUUUAUUAUACUCAUUCGAUCAUAAAAAGAAAAUAGAAAUCUGAAAAAAAUUUCAGUAUAAUCACCUUGGUGUUCAACAAGCAGUUUCGCCAAGUUAUUACCCAUCCCCUGCGGACCCACACCACAAUGAACGCCUCAAAAACGCCGUCAAGGUAUUUUUCUAAUAUUUUUUUCAAAGUCUGUGUUUUUUGUGUUGUCUUCUGUCUGCUUGAUUGUCUCAUUUUCGAUUGCAAACGCAGAAUUUUUCUGAAAAGUUCCUAAAUUCGAUAGUCCCAUGUCCGUCCAACUGUCCAUUGUCCUUUAAGUCGAUAUCAGUUCCAAAAUAUUCAUUUUUGUUCUGAGUAUUUGAAAAAAGGCUCCCAGGUCGGUACAAAGGAUCCCAUGAAGGAAAUAUUCAAGUUUUUUCCAGCAGAAUGGACUAGAAUUUCUAAUUUUCAUCUUUGGAAGUUUCAAAGGGAACCAAAGUUUUGAAAAAUCACAUUUUUGUUUAAAAUUUGUAAGAGGACAUCAUUUAAUGGAAAAUACGCUAAUUUGUUGAAAAAAAGCUCUUUUGAAGAGUAUAUGAUUAUAAAUUUAGAACGUUUAAUAUUCCAAAAAUUGCUUCGAUUUUUUUCGAUUAAAAAUCCAUACCAUCUCUGCAAGCAAAAUAUCAUUUGAAAAUUCAAUAAAUUGUACCGACCUGUGAGCCAAAAAUAUUGAUUGAUUUCUGGCGACAAAUGGACGGAGACGGAGCCGGUGACGGUACUUCCCAGAAUGAGAGCAGCCAAAAAUCCUCCCGACGGUCCCGAUCCUUAUUCUAAAUCGUCGAGUUUUAUUCAAAAAGUAUAUUUAUGUGAGUUGCUGAGAUGAUGAACUGAAAGAAGUAUUUUUCCUGAAUCUUCGAAAUAUUAAAACUUUAUAAUUAGUCAAUUUUUAGGAAGGUUUGAAGGAGCAGGGAGAAGCCUGAAAAGGGUCCUAUUACGAAAGAAUUCUCUCUGAGCCUUUAAAAAAUUCAGAAAGCCUUUCUAAGUAGUUAACAGUAGAUAUUCUUGUUUGAGCCCCUCCCUGUACCUUUGAACUCCACAAAAAGAAGUUUCUGAAGUGAAAACUUUUGUAUUUUUAAAAACUGAACCCUGAACCAACUUUUGGUCUUUGAAAAAUUCGGGCUCGGAGUCAAAAACAACCAACUUUUGAUGGUUUUUUUUGAAAGUUAUUUUCUCGAAAAACGAAUUUUUGUAGGUUGAGACUUUCAGGACCUUCAUUUUAUAACAUUAAAAAAUUACUCAGAAAAUUGUAUAAUAAAUCUGAAGUUUGAUUAAAAUAACACCCGGCGUCAGGAAAGUUCAUUCAAAUGGAAGCUAUCUAUAUUCUAUUAGGUACCAUCCAACUCCAAAUAACGUCAUUUCAGAAGCGCCGUUUCUAAAGAAGCCCAACAACCUGUCAUGACGCUUUGAGCUUAGAAAAUCGCUUUUCGUGUGAGCUUGAGCUUUUUCGUCUUUUUGACUGGCCGUGCUUGUGAUUUUCCCUCUUUCCUGUCUUUUCCCACCAAUGUUUUUCGAAUGUUAAAGAAAUCCUAGCCUUUUUAGACGCGGAAAACUCGCCCCAGAGAUGACGCCUCGAAAAAAAAGCUCAAUUUUGGCGUGCACCUUUCUCACCAACACAACUUCCAACACAAACGGCCCGAGCAGCAUUUAA
Messenger RNA from Caenorhabditis auriculariae, 5148 nucleotides. The record is from the annotation of a GenBank genome assembly. NCBI's taxonomy places the organism in Eukaryota, Metazoa, Nematoda, Chromadorea, Rhabditida, Rhabditidae.